Molecule: messenger RNA, 2255 nt
Organism: Daphnia carinata
Lineage: Eukaryota; Metazoa; Arthropoda; Branchiopoda; Diplostraca; Daphniidae
Product: protein FAM114A2-like
Exons: 8
Coding region: 174-2096 (640 amino acids)
Source: RefSeq, a predicted model, not a curated record
GUAAGGAUUCAUGUUUGUUCGUCUGCAGACCAUGUUGUGGUUACAUAGUCGCGAUCCAGGGAAAGUUACCAUCGGCAAGAGGAUGAUAUAUUGACAGUUCCCAGUUGUGGUAAACGCAGUAAAAGCAUCUUGGUCAAGUUUCUAAGUACACUAAAUUUUCAUUGCGAUACACGAUGUCAAAGUCUGAUAGUGACGAUGACGAGUUCGAGAGCGCAGACGAAGGUGACGAAUCGACAGAUGAGAGUUGUACUGAAGAGGAGUGUACUACAAAGGGAACCAUUUCUGCUGUGCAAACAGGGUUGAGUAAUGAAAAGGAAGAAAUACUGAAAGUAACAGACGAAGAUAAGCCAGUUGCAGCUCCUGAACUUACAGGAAUUAUAGACCCUCCAAAUAAUUCUGACAUUCCUGUCUGUUUCUCAGAGGAGUUUCCACAUCAUAAAGAACUGCAGGAUGUUAAGGCUACUUCUGUUGAAGACCAAAUAGUUCACACACAUGAAAUUCCACAGUCUGGCGAUAUUUUGAAUAAGAUUUCUCCUGGGGAUGCACUGGCUAACCAAGAAGACCAAAAAAAUGAAACUACUGAGUUACAAGAUAAUGUUCCCACAAACUUUGACACAGACUUGCUACCAAAAACGGUCGACAAAACCAUUCCCUCUAUUGAGCAAAUCUGUGAGGAUGCCCAAGUGCCAUCUGAAAUAGCAAAAAAAAUUUCAACAAGGAAUAUCUCUAAUCGUGGGAAAGUAAGAUCCAAGCCAACCCUAGGAGCAAAGAAACUAGGAGCAGUGAAAUUAUCCCAACCACCUGAAUCUCCUAAUCUUGCCUUAUCAGAGACUGAUUCCAAAGCAAUUUACAAAGAAGUAGUCACAUCUUCUGCUCAGCAGACUAGCACAUCUUCCAAUCCAAAUCCAAGUGAUGAUGGAUGGGGUUGGUUUGCUCCACCCAAGUCAUUGAUGUCAUCUGUGGCCUCGCUAACUAAUCAAAUACUUUCUACAGUGGAGAAUGGUUUGAACAUUCCGGAACCCGAAGAUUUAGCCAAAGAAGAUCUGCUAUUUGCUGAUAAAAAAUGCACUGAGGUCGAAGAUCAGAUUCCUAAGCAACCAGCUCAAGAAGAAAAACCUGCAGGCUUUACCCAGCUCUCUCUGUUUGGAGGAGUCAGCAACAUUACCAAAUUCGUUGAAAGUACUGGAAGUAGCUUAUUCUCCACCGGAUUGGAUACCCUUGAGCUCCUAGGAAAGAAAACCAUCAACGUCUUGCAACAAUCUGACCCUGGAUUGAAAAGAACCAAAGCUGUGCUGGUAAACCCACUUCAAGGUUCACACGAUCGACCUUGUCUAUCGCAGAUUUUACGCGAAGCUAAAGAAAUCAGCGAAGUGGCACAUACUGAUUCAUCGUCGGCAAAGGGUUCAGCAGAAUCAGUAAUUCCGAAAUUUACGGCUUUAUUUGAACUCCAUAAUGGAAUUGUUCAUUUGGAAGCUCUAGAGAUGCUUUCCCAACAAUGUCAAAACCGCGUUGCACCUCAGAUCCGUCGAUUGCCUUCACAGAGGAAAGCCAUCGUAGAUGAGAUAGCUGUGCUUUGUUCUCAAACGGAUGACACUGAAGAUAACGACAAUUCCAACUCAGAUGUGCUUGAUUUGCAAGCCCUCGAGCAAAAUCUUUCAAGUUGUUUUGAUCGGAUAAGUCUCGAGUUGUCGUUGAAAAAAUUAAUGAACGCCUUUAGGGAUGGAAUGUCAGACUCGGUGGAAGUUAGCUCAUCACUAGAGGUCUACCGACGUGCCUUAGACUCGUUAGCCUUGGUUACGUCGCUUGCAGUAGAACUCUUUCACAAAGGCGCCGAACUCACUCUGAUGGCAAGCAAACCAUCCAAUCCGGCAAUAGGUGCACGAUUGGAAGCUGAAACAUUUCAGAGUGUGACAAACGUUUUGGCGGCAGAAAUUUCGAAGUUGGGCAGCCAUCAUGCUAAUAAAAUUAUUUGGGUCAAAGACGCCGAUCAUACGAAUUAUUCGACUGACAUUUACUACGAAGCUUCUAAUUGUCGCGCCUACCUAGAGAAUGCCUUGAAGCUAAUGAUACCGAUUUUGCAAUCACGCGUUUUCUAAACUUUAUUUACUUUACAAUGCUGUGACUCGUGGGUUUCCUAAAGCUGCUUCUAUGUUCAGAACCACAUCUAAAUUCCGGUUUUUGCUGUCAUUUUUCCGUCUACAAAUGGCAUGCCUUGUUUCGUUGGUUGGAUACUAAAUACAAUGGUCUAAAAAGGA